UAUGCAAUAUGUAUGUAUGUAUAAUCAAACUAUUAUAUAUAAUAGUUUCACACACAAACAAAUUGAUUAUUUUUAUGUAAAUAUUUAGUGUGUGAUUGAUUUUGUGGUCCUUGUGAUAUUGAGUGCUGAAUAGAACCCUUUGGAUUCAAAUUGGUGAAAAACUAUUCAACAAUUAAUCUUAAGGCAGUUUUAGCAAUGAGUUACUGGACAAAAAGAAGAAAGAUUCGAGGCGAAGUGCAACAUAUUUUAACUGAAAUAAUUGACACUGAAAAGCAUAAUAUUGAUGUUAGAGAGAAAUGGGCUACAGCAAGCUUAUCACCUCAAUUGUCUGAAACAUUAGUGGUUCCUGUUACUGAAUUAAGCAGCCAAACUCCUUUAUUCAACCCUUUAUUUAACAAUUGCAGUGAGACAUCAGAGAAUUUUGCAUCACCUUUGGGUGAUGUUGAUGAAUAUGACGAAGUUGAAAAUGCCAUUAUGAGCGAUUCUGAAUCUGACCAAAGCUCUCAGUUCAGUAUGAUGGAAGAACUUGUAACAGAUUUGGCAUCAUGGUCAUGUUCUUUUAAUAUUACACUUACUGCGUUAGCUGCUUUGCUGACUAUUUUACGAAAAAUUUGCCCUGAUUUGCCAAAAAGUCCAAAAACAGGUACGUGACAGUUCAUAUUGUUAUUUAGGCAUAAAGCAAGGGAUUGUUAAUAGAUUGUCACAGUUAGUUGCUAAAGGUACGACAGUGAAUCAGGUAAUUAUGUUACAAUUCAAUAUUGAUGGAUUGCCAUUAUUUAAAAGUUCAAAGAUACAGUUGUGGCCAAUUCUGUGUUUAAUGGAACAUUUUGAUGAUGUGGUUCAAAC
This is a messenger RNA of Hydra vulgaris (swiftwater hydra), 846 nucleotides long. The record is from RefSeq and is a predicted model, not a curated record. NCBI's taxonomy places the organism in Eukaryota, Metazoa, Cnidaria, Hydrozoa, Anthoathecata, Hydridae.